Phragmites australis (common reed) is the source of this 1569-nucleotide messenger RNA. RefSeq names its product bidirectional sugar transporter SWEET4. Gene Ontology annotation, biological process: carbohydrate transport. The transcript is spliced from 4 exons. The record is from RefSeq and is a predicted model, not a curated record. Lineage: Eukaryota; Viridiplantae; Streptophyta; Magnoliopsida; Poales; Poaceae. Bases 280 to 1131 code for a protein of 283 amino acids. Gene Ontology annotation, molecular function: sugar transmembrane transporter activity. Gene Ontology annotation, cellular component: membrane.
CGCCACCGCCGCCGUCGCCUGCGCGUUCCGGACCUGCACUCUACCUGCAUGUACGCAUAUACGCACAUAUAUAGCUACACGGUGGAUGAUGCACACAGCACCUGCAGCAUCGACGCAGCAGAAAUGGUAUCUGUGGAGCCUGCCUGUGGUAGAUGACACUGCCCGCUCACGUGGGGUGCUGGGCUCUUUUCUUGCAACUUGCUUGCUUGCACGCCCACACCCACCUUUAAUUCCAUCCAUCUCUUUUUUCUUUCCUUUUUUUUUGCCGCGACUCUACACAUGCCCUCAUCACAGGCUUUAUUCCACGGAUUUCCUGGCGCUCUAAUCGUUUUGUUUAUCAUUUGGCCAACCCCAAUUGGAGAUUUUCUUGUGACAAGGUUAUUCACUUUUGGAUUUCUUUUUUUUUCCUAUCCUGAAGGCAAUGGGACCGCUCUUGUGCUCUUCCUCUCCCCAGUGCCGACUUUCUACCGCAUCUGGAAGAAGGGGUCGGUGGAGCAGUACUCGCCAGUGCCGUACGUUGCGACGCUGCUCAACUGCAUGAUGUGGGUGCUGUACGGGCUGCCCCUGGUCCACCCGCACAGCAUGCUCGUCAUCACCAUCAACGGCACCGGCAUGGCCAUCGAGCUCACCUACGUCACGCUCUUCCUCCUCUACUCCGCUGGUGCCGGCCGCCGCAAGGUCCUCCUCCUCCUCGCCGCUGAGGUCGCCUUCGUCGCGGGCGUCGCCGCGCUCGUGCUCAACCUUGCGCACACGCACGAGCGAAGGUCCAUGAUCGUGGGAAUCCUCUGUGUCCUCUUCGGCACUGGCAUGUACGCGGCGCCGCUCUCAGUCAUGAAAAUGGUGAUCGAGACGAAGAGCGUGGAAUACAUGCCCCUGUUCCUGUCGCUGGCGUCCCUGGUGAACGGCAUCUGCUGGACUGCAUACGCUCUCAUCCGCUUCGACCUCUACAUUACUAUCCCGAACGGUCUGGGAGUGCUGUUCUCGGUGGCGCAGCUGAUCCUGUACGCCAUCUACUACAAGUCCACGCAGCAGAUCAUCGAGGCGCGCAUGCGCAAGGCCGACCAGGUCGCCAUGACCGAGGUCGUCGUCGACGGCAAGUCCAACAACAACAACGGCGCCGGCCACUACUGAUCGAGCAGCUGAGCUGCAGCCGAGCUGCGCGAUGAUGAUAUGUUGUCACACGCAGCUGGGAGUAUUGUAUUAAUUAAAAGUGGCCUUCCUAAUCCCAAAGCUGGGAUGUGUAAUUAAUCCCAAAGGAUGCGACGCUUCAUUAGGUGUGAGAAAGGUGGGGUGUUUUAGCUAAUUCCACCUUCGAGGCGGGUAACAGUUUUUUUUUUUUUUUCGGACUAGGCAUUAGAUUAUUUUCCAAAGGAAUAAGUGGCCUUUUUCUGUUUCUAUAUUGCUGAACGAGAAGAAGGCCUUUGGCAGCAAGUCUGCACUCAAAUGUUUCCACUCUAUAGAUGUUUGAACUUCUGAGUGCAAACGCACAGGCAAAUUGUUGGAGAUAAUGCGAAGUAUGAGCACAUGAUGUAACACACUUGCAAAUUCUAGGAGACGUAUCUGCUUUCA